AUGCAAAUUCCCCCACCGUUAAUUUCCCACACCUCUUAUUUAUUUAUUUAUCCAUUUAUUAUGCUCCAGGUCAAGUACCCGUCUCUGUUAAACGCCAACAAUUUCAUCACGCUGGCCGCGUACGAGUCCAAGUUUGUGGAACUGGAACGAGCGGUUCCGAUCACCCCACAGAACCUCACGCUGCUUGUUGGGAAUCUGCUGGGAGACCAAUCGGACAAAGUGCCGUCGCCGUUGUUUGAUAGCUCAUCGUACUCGAGCCCGCUACAAAAGUACCUGACGAUCGCGUCGUACUGCAAACUAAUUGUUCUGUCGCCGCAACUGUCGAGCUUUGAGCUGUCGUUGCAGGACGUGUUUCAAAUCUGGGAACUGCGCAUCAACCUGUUGUUAAUGGCUUCGAACCAGCGAUUGCCGCAUUCCAGUUCAUUGAUCCCGCCGAUUCCAAACGCACAGUUCCUUAGAAACGAAACUAACCUCUUUUUGAAAGAAUUGGUUCGUCUGGACGACAAAAAGGCCGCAGAAGGUCUUCCAAAGGAACUGAGCUGGCACUUCAAACUGUUGAUCCAUAGAAUCAAGUACGGCCCGAGUCUGGUUCUGGUGAACCAAUUGUACAACGACCUGUUCCAGCUGCGCUCGGAAACACCAAAAGACACUCACAUCGAAAAUAAAGCCAGAAUCAUGUUCUACAACAUAUGUGCCAUCAUGAUCACCAGAAACGAGCUGCUCACAACAUUCAACCUGCUGACCCAGACACUCGCACAGGAUCUGCACACCCCGCACUCGGCGUCGCUCACCGCAAUUGUGGGCUGCGUGCUCGCAUUCAAAGAAACAGGCUCUGUUUCGCCAGACUCGCUCUAUUUUGAAGAAAUAGCCACCGCCUACCAAAAGGCCGACCGCCAGCUGUUCGACCGGAUAGACAAGUUGACAGCUUCACCCGAAAAUGAGCACCCAACAGCCUCGUUGGACGGCCUGGUCGGGCUCGUGGUAGCCAACAAAAUCACACCGCGUAUGCUAUGCACGCUCAUCGCAGAGCUCGAGCUCGAACAACUGCCCCCGACCGAAAACACGCCGUACGGACACUGUCUCGACCUCGCUCACCAACAAUGGCCCUCCAAUGUAUAUAGUUUGUACGCACUUGAAUGA
Molecule: messenger RNA, 1140 nt
Organism: Ogataea philodendri
Lineage: Eukaryota; Fungi; Ascomycota; Pichiomycetes; Pichiales; Pichiaceae
Exons: 1
Coding region: 1-1140 (379 amino acids)
Source: RefSeq, a predicted model, not a curated record